Alosa alosa (allis shad) is the source of this 941-nucleotide messenger RNA. It is a transcript of the gene eloca, whose product is annotated as elongin C paralog a. The transcript has 4 exons. Gene Ontology annotation, biological process: ubiquitin-dependent protein catabolic process. The coding region runs from base 105 to 443 and encodes 112 amino acids. Gene Ontology annotation, cellular component: elongin complex. The record is from RefSeq and is a predicted model, not a curated record. Gene Ontology annotation, molecular function: protein-macromolecule adaptor activity. Lineage: Eukaryota; Metazoa; Chordata; Actinopteri; Clupeiformes; Clupeidae.
CUUUCAGUCGCAAUUAAAAUCCCAACAAAAAGCAAGACGGGAGGUUUGCCAAACUUCCGCCGCUGACUGUCGUGGAAGAAACCCUGUCUGGAAGUCAACUAGUCAUGGAUGGCGAAGAGAAAACCUACGGUGGCUGUGAAGGCCCCGAUGCCAUGUAUGUGAAGCUGAUCUCUUCAGAUGGCCAUGAGUUCAUAGUGAAAAGAGAACAUGCCUUAACUUCUGGAACAAUUAAGGCUAUGCUGAGCGGACCUGGCCAGUUUGCAGAAAAUGAAACAAAUGAGGUCAAUUUCAGAGAGAUCCCAUCUCACGUCCUCUCCAAAGUGUGCAUGUACUUCACCUAUAAAGUGCGAUACACCAACAGCUCCACGGAGAUUCCUGAAUUCCCCAUUGCCCCCGAGAUUGCACUGGAACUGUUAAUGGCUGCGAACUUCUUAGAUUGUUAAAAGAUCGAAAGUAAAUGUCCAAGCCUCAGCGUGUUAGUUGUGUUUUUGCAAAUUUAACUUGUGUAUGCAGUUUAUUUGAGAAGGAGACGGAAUGAGUUGCUUUUUAUGUAUCCUCAGUAAACUUGUUUAUUUUUUCCCUGUGCGCUAAGUAUUACUCCACCUUUUAUUAAUAGUGAUUAACUUCAUUUUAAUAAACAUGGCUGCACACACCCAUACAUAGUUGCAGUGUGAAGAGCUAUGAACUGGGUAGUUUUACUAUAAUAUUAGUUCUUGUCCUUUAUGCUCAUUAUAGCAUUUAUGGUCUCUACAUUUUGCUCAUUUGGUAUUUCAUCUUUUGUUCAAACACACUGUCAAAUUAGGCAUGACCCACCACCACACCACACACACACAAACAAAACAAUUCUUAUUCGCUGGUCUGAUUAAUGUAUAUUUUUAAUUGAUGCACUGAUGAAUAGUUUUGGCUAAUUUCUGGUCUGAUAAAUACACAACUUUUAAUGA